UCCGUGAUUUCCUCUCACUGGCUAUCCUGCCCCGUUCCAACUUCCAGAAGCGACCAGCUAAUAAGCGACCCAACGACCCAACCUCUCAAUCUCUCAUAAUUUUUUCUUGGUCUGAGUUCAUUUGACUUGGUUCCACAGCAUACAAGCAAUCAACAAUAUCACGAUGUCUCUAGCUUUCCUUAUUCAGGCUCAACAAACGGUGGGCAAUGCCUCCAUCCCUUUCAAAAUGGCUGUUCACAAGCGACGACGCCUGUCUCUUCAAGAUCAGACUCUUCCUUCCUCUCGCAAACGAACCAGCGAAGAGCCCACUGCCCGCAGCGCCAAGCGCAUGAAGAAAUCUGUCAGCUUCAACGACGACCAAAACAAGAAAGUCACCAUUGAUAUUCGCACCGACGAAAAGCAAAACGCAUGGUACAACCGAAGCGAGUACCGUGUCUUUCGAGAAGAUAUCCAAACAACCUUGCUCUCUGUUCGGUUGGGUGUGUCCCAGCUCAUGGAACCCACUGACUUUUGCCUGCGAGGCCUCGAAGCCAACGUGUCACCUAAUGUGGGCAUGCUUCGAAAAGUCAAGCGAAAGAUCCUCAUUUCCAGCGUCUUGCAAGAGCAGCGAUCUCAGCGAAUUGUUGGGGCAGUCAAGCCAGAUGUUAUCCGGGAUGUCUCUGCUGUCUUGUCGACCGAUGCGCUGGUGGACGCAGUCAAGAGGGGACUCUCAGAUUGCACAGAUGCCCACUUCUCAUCAUAGCUCUCCUCCUAUAUCAAUCAAUCAAUGCCAUUCUUCCUAUUUUCCUCUUCUGAGUAACCCUCUAAAUCAAUUUUUGCUGACU
This is a messenger RNA of Seminavis robusta, 824 nucleotides long. NCBI's taxonomy places the organism in Eukaryota, Bacillariophyta, Bacillariophyceae, Naviculales, Naviculaceae. The record is from the annotation of a GenBank genome assembly.